AGCCUUCUCUCCGCCGCCGCCGGUGCUGCCGCCGCCGCCGCCUCCGGCUCCUCGCUCGGCCCCUCUCCGCCUCCAUGUGCCGGAUCGUGGGAGCGCCGCGGACCCUGCUGCCGCUGCUGGCGGCCCUGCUCCAGGCAUCGGCAGGGGCCAGGGAGGCCGCCACGUGCAAGACGGGCUUUCCCGAGGACGUGUACAGCGCGGUCUUGUCCCAGGACGUGCACGAAGGACAGCCUCUUCUCAAUGUGAAGUUCAGCAGCUGCGAUGGGAAGAGAAGAGUGCAGUAUGAAAGCAGCGAGCCGGCAGACUUCAAGGUGGACGAGGACGGCGUGGUGUACGCGGUCCGGAGCUUCCCCCUGUCCUCCGAGCGCGCCCGCUUCCUGGUCUACGCCCACGACCGGGAGACGCAGGAGAAGUGGCAGGUGGCCGUGAGCCUGAGCCUGCAGCCCGCCUCGCCGGGGGCUGCCGCGCAGGGGCCACAAGAAAUUGAAGAAAUAGUGUUCCCACGCCCGCCGGCCCGGAGCGAUGGACGCCUGCAGAGGCAGAAGAGAGACUGGGUCAUCCCUCCGAUCAACCUGCCCGAGAACUCGCGAGGCCCGUUCCCGCAGGAGCUCGUCCGGAUCCGGUCCGAUAGAGAUAAAAACCUCUCCCUGCGGUACAGCGUCACUGGGCCCGGCGCUGACCAGCCUCCGACUGGCAUCUUCAUUAUCAACCCCAUCUCCGGGCAGCUGUCCGUGACCAAGCCCCUGGAUCGAGAGCAGAUAGCCCGCUUUCAUCUGCGGGCCCACGCGGUGGACAUCAACGGGAACCAAGUGGAGAACCCCAUCGACAUCGUCAUCAACGUCAUCGACAUGAAUGACAACCGCCCGGAGUUCCUGCACCAGGUCUGGAACGGGACGGUGCCCGAGGGCUCGAAGCCGGGAACAUAUGUGAUGACGGUCACGGCCAUCGACGCGGAUGAUCCCAACACCCAGAACGGGAUGCUGAGGUACAGAAUCCUGUCCCAGGCCCCCAGCACCCCCUCGCCCAACAUGUUCACCAUCAACAAUGAGACCGGGGACAUCAUCACCGUGGCAGCCGGACUCGAUCGCGAAAAAGUGCACCAGUACACGUUAAUCAUCCAGGCCACCGACACGGAAGGCAGCCCCACCUACGGCCUCUCCAACACGGCCACGGCCGUCAUCACGGUGACCGACGUCAACGACAACCCCCCCGAGUUCACGGCCAUGUCUUUCUAUGGCGAAGUCCCCGAGAACAGGGUGGAUGUCAUCGUCGCCAACCUGACCGUGACCGACAAGGACCAGCCGCACACGCCGUCCUGGAACGCCGUGUACAGAAUCAGCGGCGGGGACCCCACCGGCCGCUUCGCCAUUCAGACCGACCCCAACAGCAACGACGGCCUGGUCACCGUGGUGAAGCCAAUCGACUUUGAGACAAACAGGAUGUUUGUCCUCACUGUUGCUGCGGAAAAUCAAGUGCCAUUAGCCAAGGGCAUUCAGCACCCACCUCAGUCGACAGCAACCGUGUCCGUGACCGUCAUUGAUGUGAAUGAAAACCCUUAUUUUGUCCCAAAUCCCAAGAUCAUUCGCCAAGAAGAAGGCCUUCAUGCCGGGACCAUGCUGACAACGUUUACCGCUCAGGACCCGGAUCGGUACAUGCAGCAGAGCAUUAGAUACACAAAAUUGUCCGAUCCUGCCAACUGGCUAAGGAUAGAUCCUGUGAACGGGCAGAUAACGACAAUUGCCGUGCUGGACAGAGAAUCCCCCCACGUGAAGAACAACAUAUACAACGCCACCUUCCUUGCUUCCGACAAUGGAAUCCCGCCCAUGAGCGGGACGGGCACGCUGCAGAUCUACCUGCUGGACAUCAACGACAACGCCCCGCAAGUGCUGCCUCAGGAGGCGGAGACGUGCGAGACGCCGGCCCCCAACGCCAUCAACAUCACGGCCCUGGACUAUGACAUUGACCCCAACGCCGGGCCCUUUGCUUUUGAUCUGCCUCUGUCUCCCGUGAACAUUAAGAGGAACUGGACCAUCACGCGGCUCAAUGGUGAUUUCGCUCAGCUUAAUCUGAAGAUAAAAUUCCUUGAGGCGGGGAUCUACGACGUCCCCAUCAUCAUCACCGACUCGGGGAACCCUCCCAAGUCGAACAGCUCCGUGCUCCGCGUGAAGGUGUGCCAGUGCGACUCCAACGGCGACUGCACGGACGUGGACCGCAUCGUGGGCGCCGGGCUGGGCACUGGGGCCAUCGUCGCCAUCCUGCUCUGCAUCAUCAUCCUGCUCAUCCUCGUCCUGAUGUUCGUGGUGUGGAUGAAGCGCCGGGACAAGGAGCGCCAGGCCAAGCAGCUCCUGAUUGACCCAGAGGAUGACGUCAGAGAUAAUAUCCUGAAGUACGACGAGGAGGGCGGAGGCGAAGAAGACCAGGACUACGACCUGAGCCAGCUGCAGCAGCCCGACACCGUGGAGCCCGACGCCACCAAGCCCGUGGGCAUCCGGCGGCUGGACGAGAGGCCCAUUCACGCCGAGCCCCAGUACCCCGUGCGCUCCGCGGCCCCGCACCCCGGGGACAUCGGGGAUUUCAUCAACGAGGGCCUGAAAGCUGCGGACAAUGACCCCACGGCCCCGCCCUACGACUCCCUCUUGGUCUUUGACUACGAAGGCAGCGGCUCCACCGCCGGGUCCCUGAGCUCGCUCAACUCGUCCAGCAGCGGGGGCGAGCAGGACUAUGACUACCUGAACGACUGGGGGCCCCGCUUCAAGAAGCUGGCGGACAUGUACGGGGGCGGCGACGACUGAACUUCAGGGUGAACUUGGUAACCGGACAAGUGCAGACCAUUUCAACUGAUAUUCCCAAAAAGCAUUCAGAAGCUAGGCUUUCACGUGUAGUCGACUAGCACCGUGCUUGCUGGAGGCGUGGGCACAGGCUGCAAACCCAUGUGGGCUCCGAGGGAAUAUCAGUGUCCGAUGCUGUUUGGAGGAACACGGAGCUCAGUUACACUUGAAUUUUACAGUACAGAAGCACUGGGAUUUUAUGUGCCUUUUUGUACCUUUUUCAGAUUGGAAUUAGUUUUAUGUUUAAGGCUUUAAUGGUACUGAUUUCUGAAAUGAGAAGUAAAAGACAAACUAUUUUGUGGUGGGAGCAGUAAGUUAAACCAUGAUACGCUUCAGCACGCUUUGGUUACAUUGCAUUUGCUUUUAUUAAAAUUGCGAAGGAAACAAGCAAACAAAAACUCAUGGAGCAAUUUUUAUGAUCUUGGGGGAUGAGACCAUGAGGUUGGGAAAAUGUACAUUACUUCUAGUUUUAGACUUUAGAUUUUUUUUUUCCACUAAAAUCUUAAAACUUAUGCAGCUGGUUGCAGAUAAAGGGAGUUUUCAUAUCACCAAUUUGUAGCACCAUUUGAAUUUUUUCAUAAACUAGAAUGUUAGACACAUUGGGUCUUAAUCCAUGUACACUUUUUUUUUUUAAUUUACUGUGUUGUUUUUUUUCACUUCACUGUAAAAAUGGUAUGUGUACAUAAUGUUUUAUCGGCAUAGUCUAUGGAGAAGUGGAGAAACUGCAGAACAUGUGUAUGUAUUAUUUGGACAAUGGAUUCAGGUUUUUGCAUGUUUAUAUCUUUCGUUAUGGUAAAGUAUUUACAAACAAAGUGACAUUUGAUUCGAUUGUUGAGCUGUAGUUAGAAUACUCAAUUUUUAAUUUUUUAAUUUUUUUUAAUUUUUUUGUUCGUUUUUGUUUGGGGAGGGAGAAACGUUCUUAGCACAAAUGUUUUACAUAAUUUGUACCAAAAAAAAAAAAAAGAAGAAGAAAGGAAAGGGGUGGCCUGGCACGGGCGGCACUGCUAAGUGUGUGUUUUUAAGAAGAAAAAAAAAAAUGGGGGGAAAAGCUUUCAAACUGGAGAGACUUCUGACAACAGCUUCGCCUCUGUAUUGUGUACCAGAAUACACAUGAACACCCCAGCGUUCUGAAUAAAAUGCUAAUUUUGGA
Molecule: messenger RNA, 3978 nt
Organism: Myotis daubentonii (Daubenton's bat)
Lineage: Eukaryota; Metazoa; Chordata; Mammalia; Chiroptera; Vespertilionidae
Gene: CDH2
Product: cadherin 2
Biological process (GO): cell migration; calcium-dependent cell-cell adhesion; adherens junction organization
Cellular component (GO): cytoplasm; apical part of cell; postsynaptic specialization membrane
Molecular function (GO): calcium ion binding; beta-catenin binding; cadherin binding
Source: RefSeq, a predicted model, not a curated record